Molecule: messenger RNA, 13897 nt
Organism: Cynoglossus semilaevis (tongue sole)
Lineage: Eukaryota; Metazoa; Chordata; Actinopteri; Pleuronectiformes; Cynoglossidae
Gene: cfap221
Product: cilia and flagella associated protein 221
Exons: 25
Coding region: 337-2793 (818 amino acids)
Biological process (GO): motile cilium assembly; cilium movement
Cellular component (GO): 9+2 motile cilium
Source: RefSeq, a predicted model, not a curated record
GUGGAACCUUUUAUUGUGAAAGUGUGAAAGUAGUUUUUCCGGUCUGAGGUUGUUUGUGCCCCGCCCUCCACAGAGCGCAGGUGUUACCACGACGACAGCAGUGACUGUUUUGUUUGGCUGAAAAGUCAGAGAAGCUACUGCUGCUAAGUUGAUCUAUUAUGGUGGCUCUUUCCUUUUUAUUUUGUAGUCUUACACAGCGAAUAUAAACGUCUUUUGAAUUUCAAUAAGUUCAUACAGUUUUACAAAAAUGACAGAAUGAAAAAAAGGCAUUUUUCGUGAUGUUUUAAGCUGUGUGUGAAACCUUUCAAGUGGACCCUGAACUGACCUGUAGUCAGGAUGCAGGUGGCCCCUCCUGUGGCCUCACAGCCAGUCCCUGAGCCUCUCAAGAGGAUUAAGACUCCUCUUCCACUGAGUGAGCUGGUGGAGAGGCGCAGGAGCCGGGACCUAGCUCCCAAUCACCUCCUAGACUCAAAAAUCUUUACCAAACUGAAAAGAAACAGUGUGAUUGAAGCAGAUCCUCCUGAGCUUCACUUCAACGGCUUCGAGCCUGGAAAAGACUUCAUCAAGAUUCUGAAACUAAUCAACGUCUCAUCUGAAGUCAUGAAUAUUCACAUCAUUCCUACCCAAACUAAACACUUCCAAACCACUUACACCAAAAAGUUCCGACUCAUCCCAGGCCUGGCCUACACUCUGAAGGUCCGCUUCUGUCCUGAUCAGUGGCGUUACUUCUACGACUGCAUCAGAGUCCACUGUAAGGACGAAGACAACCUGUUCAUUCCAGUGCAUGGUUACCCUGUCAUCCACGACCUGCACCUCCCUGCUCACCUCCACCUGCCUGAUGUACCCCUUGGACAUAGUGUAAGCAGAGUGAUUCCUCUCAGGUGCAGCUGCCCUGUUGACUUCCAAUUCCACAUAUCAGUUCUUCAGCCUCACGAAGAUUUCUCUAUCUUUCCACUCACAGGUGUGAUAGCAGCUGGUGGUGAGGUGAAGCUCCUGGUGACCUUCACACCUUCUCAGUACCAGACGUCACAGCUCACCUUCCAGCUCAUCGUCUCCCAGUUCAACACCAAACCUUUUCUCUGCACGGUCACAGGGAGGUCAGGGCCUCACACUGGACUCAGUCAACUUACUUCGCAGCCUGGUGAUGGAGGUGAUAGACAUUCAGAUCAUAAAGGAGCAGCAUCUGUCAGUGUGGUCUCUCCUGGAAAUAAAAUCAAAACAAGCAAAAUGAAGAACAUCUUCAAGUCAAAGUCACUGAGAGAAGAGACUCAGCUGCCACUGGAGCUGGACAUUCUCACUCCUGCAGGAGUCGCAAAGAUGUUGAUCAGAGACACAAGCAAAGUCAAAGGCCUGAGAGAUGACCACUCCAGUGUCCUGCAGAACAAACAACUGAAGGAGGCGCUAUUCCUCCAAAAGGUUCAGGAGAAUGUGAAAAAAGAGCAGAGGAACCACCUGAGUUGGCAGGUUCAUGUGGGUAAAGAACCGGUGUCCAUAGAAACCAGAAGGAAGAUCAUGGUGGAGCGAGAGACUCAGCUUCAGCAUCAGUACAAGGUGAGAAGAGGAGAUGUCAGAGAAGAGCAGCAGCAGCAGCAGCAGCAGCAGCAGCAGCAGCAGCAGCAGGAUGGUAAAACCUUCACUGCUGCUGCUGCCACUACCACUGAACUCUACUCCAGACGACUGCUGUGUGAAGCCACAGAGGUCCCACAGGGAGACCCCUUCUUUCAGUUCCACUGUACUUUUCAUCUGGAGCUUAGACUCAGAGUCUUCAGAUUGUUCCAACAGGCAGGUCGUAAGGUCGUGAUCCGACGUCGUGCAGACAGAAGGCUGCAGUGUUUGAAGAAUGUGAUGAGAGACCUGCCAUCACAGCAGAAAGAGGAGAAGAACCAGAAGACCAGCUGGGAUGUGAUUCCACUGAACAGAGUCUUUCCUUCUUCUUGUCCUGUUGUCUCAGUUAAAGACGACCCACAGGUUCUUAGUCAUUCACAGACGGAGGCCGUGGCUCCUAUAGACGUGUCCAGAACAACACGUGUUCCUUUCUUCCAGCUUCAGGUUCCUCUGCACUACGAGCUGAUGGGUUACCACCCUGUCUCCACCUGGGAGGCGUUCACCUCCUACAUGCCCACCACGUUGUCCAGACAGUUGCGUACUGGACUAACGGAUGAUCCUGAAUCCAUGUCUCCUCCACAGACUGAAGGUGAGGAUGAAGAUGAAGGUGUGGAAGCUCUGACCUCAAUCAGUCUGAGCUUCACCGCUCCUGAAGGUCUGUCCAGGCCGGUUCCUGCAGACCCUCUAAGAAUCUUUAAUCCAGCUCCAGGUCUACAGACCUACAGACCCUCUCCUAAAUACCUGGAGAACCAGCUGGACUCUCACCUCUGUCCCUCUCACUGGAAGAGUGAUCACAACAGUGACAUGUUUGUCAAUAGUCCUCAGAAGAAGAACUCACUGGACCAUCGGGAAGUGAUAAAAGGCAUCAUGUCGUGGAGGAAUUUCAGUUCAUUCACCUGGAAAUGUCUGUCGGCUCUUCCUGCUCUCAAAGAUGACACUUUUAUUCAGGGUUCCUUGGACCACAGCACAGACCUGCUCCCUCUCUCCGUACCCCCUGCUCUUUUCUCCAUCCAUCCUGACACACUUGAUGGAGAUGCUGGUUAUAGUGAGGGUGUGACUGCACUAAUGGACAGAGUGUGUGAGGACUCUGGAGUUCGACUCACACCUCAGAUGAUCAGAGCUCAGUUCCUAUCUGGAGAAGCUUCAACUCCUCAGCCAGAUUCACCAGCUGCUCCCGUGUCCCUGUGAACUAAGAUCUUUCCUGUGGAAACGGCUGUUUGUUGGUAGUGGAGACCACCACUCACCAUGUCUAUGGAGGACACAGGUCCAAUACUGUUGACGUAAAUCCCCACAUCGAUGAUGGUUGGCUUCACUGUCAAAGAAAGGGAGAAGACGGAGAAGUUAGAAGGAUUGAGCCGUGAUGUUCUCUCAGCAGCUUCACCAUGAAACUGGACCCACGCAGGUCCAGAGAAUCACUGCUACAUCAGCAGCUCUUUAGCAUGUUAGCAUGUUAGCAUUAGAGGAGGACACAGUUAGCACACUGACAGCAGUGCCACAGACAGAUAAAGGUAGAGCCACAGGAUACAUUUACAAUUGGUGUCAUCAGUGUGUGGACUGUAUGUGGUCAAUCUGUUGUUUGGUUGAUAUGUUCUGCCAUGGAACAUACAAGGGCUGACUCACACACACACACACACACACACAGAGAGAGAGAGAGAGAGAGAGAGAGAGAGAGAGAAACAAAUGUCAGAAAUGUUGACUGGAGCCAGAAAGUCCAGCUGGAGCCUAAAGUACCAUGACAGAGAAUUCACACAGAUUCACAUGUUCAGUGUCCAGGGUUUUAUUUACUGAUUGUUUCGGCACAAACUGUUUGACUAACAUCAACCUGUUCUCCUUAACAAACCUGAUUUUUGUAAAAAUAUAUAUCACCGUACCUAAAAUCAUUUUACAGACAAUUGGGCUAACUAUUAGCUACCAAAACAAUGUUUUAGCUAGAAUGUGUUUUCUCUUGACCAUCCUUUUGUACCUUUUGAUAAUAGAGGAGUAAUUUAAAAAAUAACUUAAUUUCAUAAAAAUUGUAUAUGCAUUUCCAUCUGGGUGUUUAUUUGCUACAUUUUGUUUGACAAAGGUUUGUGGUAAUUCAGCCGUGGUGUCUGACAGAUCAGUCAGGUCAGGGCGUGGUCAGAUUUAACUCCGACAGUCACAGUUAUACCUACCCUUUCUUUAUUGGUUUAUGUAGUUAUUGUCCGUUCUCACUGUUUGUCUAACAGAUUGAUUCACUGCAGGUUGAUGGAUUGAUAUAAAGACCGACGUUCUUCCUUCAUCCAAUCAACAUCUGUUUUCAUACGGACCUCAGUCUCCACAGCACAGAUCUAAUAUUUUCAGAUCAGACCCGUGAUGUUUUUGUAUGUGGUCAUUUAAGUGAGUCAUGUGUGUCCGUGCAGGAGGAGGCAGGAGCUGCUGAGUUAAUGGAGGUCUUUGCUUAGGAGGACUAGAGAGCGACCCCUAUUGGCCCAAGGUGCCAGGAGGAUGACGGCUCUUAUAUUUAUGACCAAAGAUUGCACAACAAACAACAAAAUUCAAACCCACAUUGGACUGUAGUUCAGACUGAGGACUGAUGGUGGCAGUAUUUAAGUGCUAACCAACCAACAACCAGGCAAAAAAGAAUCCUAGCUCAGCAAAAUCUUAAUCUGAAUUCAGCAUUAGGAACUGCAGAGUGAUCGUGAUGGUAGACACAGGCAGAGAUUAGAGUGUUUACAGUAAUGUGAACAGGAAACAGAAACUUUUUUACCUCAUUAUUCAAACGCUGUAAAUAAAUGUCAACGAUUCGCCCAGGUCUUCAGAGGAAAUAUUCCUGUUUUAGCCCCAGCUGUCAGUGUCCACACUGUCACCAUGGAAACACACAACAAUCACAUGGAUUUUACUGUGGCGCUGCUGAGAAGAAAAUGUCAGCAUCUGAAUAUUAGAACUUCAGAUCUGGAUCCAAGUCCUGCAGGGAAUGAGAGCUGAGUCCACGCUGAGCUGGGUUUAAGCCCAGCAGAUCAACAUAUGAAUGUUUGAGCUCCUGCUUACUCCCUCCAACCAACAGCUAACAGUGACACAGAUGCUGCUGGUCCGCUGCUGCCUCCUGUGGUUAGUGUGUGCCACUGAGUUUAAUUGAACAGAUUUGGACUCAGAGAUGAAGACAGCAGUGGGUUAAAAACUACUGAGCCCCGAGGUAAAAAUGAAAAUCGUUCUGUAUGGACUUUGGUGUAAACAUUUAUAAAAAAUCUACUUUGUACAAACCAACACGUUUAUUCCCCUCAUUGGCUGUUUGACAAAUUUCCAUUUGUCAUUUGUUAAGAGCAGAAUCAUUCAGUAAUUUUGUUGUUUCUUAGAAGAGUCACUCUGCUAAUCUUUCACAUCCCUGAUAUCAUUAAUACCUCAACACAGGACUGGUUGGUUAGUGCUGGUUAGUGUUUGGUGGCGGAGGAAACCAUUUGUCUUUGCAUUAGUUAUUGUGUGAGUUAAGUAAAGUAAAAUGACCACAAACAAAGACCCAAACCAUUCAGUCUAGACUCUGACUAAUCCCAGGACACUGUGCAGGGACUUCUAAUGAUGCUAAUUGAGGUUUGGAGGUCUGCCACUGCUCAGGUUAAUACUAUAAUCUGUGUGACAGAAGGAAGGGAUGCAGCGUUAGCAGCUUCAGUCCCAAACACACACACAGAUACAGCGAUCAUAAACAAAGAAAAUCCUCCUUGAUUUAUUCUACUGUCCCAUAAACUGAUCCUACAAAUACUGAGUCAGACGUCAUCACUGGAAACCAUCUCCACAUCUAAUCAGCUUCCAUGUCCAUCAGUUCAACCAUGAAUAAUGCAUUUGUUUAUUUCUCCCUGGGCUACAGUAGUUGACGCUGUCGCUAACGCUGCUGCUGCUGGAGUCACAGUGGUUCAGGAGGAAGACGAGAAAGAAACACCAGCCUGAUCUGAGGUGAGGUUGGUGAAACACCAGUUCACCCUAAAGGUUCUUCAUGUCAACAACCUGAAUGGACACUUUACACAUCUACAUAUUUUUGACUCAAACUCAAACCAUGUAAAUUUUUAUGAAUUUCUCUAUGACUUUAUACAGUUGACUACUAUUUUCUAUGGCCUGUAGGUGGUACUAAAAGCACAUUAGAAAGCCCUGGUUCACAGUGUUUUUUUAAUAUCAAUCUAACCAUGUAAACUGUGUCAAAAAUCUUUAACCAAGAAUUAAAUAAAAUAUUUUUAGGCGGUAAAUCGUGUGAUGGAUAUAGGAAAUACACAACCAUUUUCCUCAGGGAUCAGAAAUGAAGUCAUUCCUGAUCCUCAUUCACAACAUCAAAGAUUUGGCAUAGUGAUGCAUUUUAUUAUUAGCAUCAUGUUAGCUGCGGGCUAGCGCAUAGUGCAUUUGCUGAAUGCCAGUAAAUUGCUGGAAAAUAGCUUUUAUUUUGAAAUUCAUUUUUCAUGUAGGCUAGGCUAAGUAAGUAAGUAAGUAAUAAUAAGUAAGUAAGUAACUAAGUAAUCUGCUAACACCCUCAGCCUCUCAUUGUCGGGCUUUGUCAGUAAAUCUGAAUCCUUUGCGUUACUAUACUGCCCCCUUUCUGGAUCUUUUUGAAACUGGUCCGUAUUACUGUCAACAGAAAGGAAAAACUAGAAAAUACAAAAGAAGAAAGAAACCAUGCCACUGCUCCCUGAGACCAACCAGGAUGAAUUAAAAGUGGUUAAUAAUGGAUUUUAAUAAUGGAGUUAAUAGUCUCUGACUCCAGUCUAAGUGCAUAGAUGCAGGUUUUCUCCCCCUGGUGUCUCACACCUAGUGUCACCCCCCCACCCUCCACCACAGCCUGAUCUGAUCUGAAGCCUCUGGACACUGGACCCAGAUGGACAUGGAUUAAACAUUUAGAUCAGACAAAGGAGGUAGAUGUGUGAGACAUGGGCUGGACUCAGGUUGGUCUGAUUAUCAGACUAAUGUCGUUCAUGUGGAACUCUUCCUCCUUCUCCUCCUCCUCCUCCUCCUGUGGCUCCACAUGAUUACCAAACCCUGUGCUUUUCCAUUAACUCUGUCGUUCUGGAGAAAUGAGACUCCUGUUCAGAGACUUCCCUCUAGAUAUUAAUUAGAACUAUUUCCAAGAGCGUUUUGUUUCAUACUUUCAGAUCACUCUCUCCUGCAAACUCGAGUCAGUUAAUACAAUAAUUUGGAAACAGGAGCUGCUGGUCCACUGCUGCCUCUUGUGGUUUGUUUGUUUGUUUGUUUGUUUGUUUGUUUGUUUCACUAAGAUUAAUCUGAACAAAGGAUUUUGAAUGACAUAUAUAGUGGCUAAUUUCUUAGGCAACAGUGAAUCAAUAACUGCUUUGUCCCUGUGAGCUAAAAUCUCGGGUUUUCGCUCCAGCGUUGUAAAAGGAGGAUUAUUUUGUUUAUUGAAAAAUAAGAAAAACAAAAUCGAGAGCAGACAGAAUUUGUAAAGAAGAGAACAGAGUGGCUUCUUCCUCCGACACACAUGACUCUGUGACUCUGACGGGCUAAAUCAAGUCCCGGCUGUGGGUGGUCACCAUGUGGUGAAUCACUCCAUUUAUUACAAAUUCUUAACAAGAAAAUCACUCUGCUUCCAUCUCAGGACAAAUCUACUCUCACACAAUGCUUCCUAAUUCACCCAUUCACUCCUGUAUUGCUUUAUAAAUAUUUAAUACAACAUUUCACAGGACUCAGUUCCACCCUGGUCCAGUCUAAGUGUUUGGAUCAGCAGCCAAUACAAAUAAACAGGAGCUCAGGCUCGUAAAAAGACCAGACUGCAGCUAAAUUUAGUUUAAACUCUCACCUGGGAAGUUAGAUUGGAGCCACCUUCUAAAUGAAACAGAAUUUAAACUCGGAGGUCUGACUGUGGCUAAUAUUAGUCUCUUCACCUGGGAGCCAAACUAGAAAAGAAAAGUUUAAAAGUUUGGGAGGAAGUGAAAGGUAGAGCGUUUGAUCAGGAAACACUAAAGUACUCCACAGGUUUGUCUUACACUGGCCUCGAGGAUGGACCUAGACUUAGCAUUAUAGCUUAAGCUAACCAGGAGUUUGUUGGAGAGCCUUUGUUAGCUGUCUUCUGUUAGCUUGGUAGCAUUUAUUAACCAGUACCACAUCCUUUAGCUGGUUUUAUUCCCAGUUUGUUGUCAUAGUGCUGCACUCAGCAAAACCAGCAGUUGUGAACCAGCUACAGUUACUCAGGUCAACUGUUAUGUAUGUUAGCAUGGCAUCUGUUAAGCAUAACGCUGAAGUUUGCAGCAAUAUAUAACAGCUCAUAGCCUGGCAUGUAGCCUAAAUAAACUGCCGUCUAGUCCAGAGUAUAUUGUUAGUGGUUGUUAGUUGUAAACAGUCAGGGAACAGAAAUGGUUUUAGAAUCGUCCCAGAGACAGGUUCAUUAUCUGAGGCUAACUCUUGUCUUUGUCUGCCAUUUCCUACCUUCUCACAAACACUCAUCUUCUAGAUUCAGAAAAUAUUUUUCUACCAUAGACUUGCUUUGUUAUUCUCCAGAGAUGAAUGUUUAUCUCUGCAGGAAUUAUAUUUGAUUUAUUUUUGAUAAAUUCUAUUAUUGUUAUUAUUAUUUUUGCACAACGUUUCUCUACAUAUUGGCUAUUUUUAGUUUAGUUUUCAAUAAUUCAUGACACCGUUGACUAAUGUUCACAUAUUUGAACUUAUGUUUUGACUGUUUUACAAUUUUUGUGUACCCAACUCUGCUUUCUAAUGGUUCAUUAUUUGAUUACAACUGUUUUUACAUUUUCAAAAAUAUUUUCUCAUAUUUUUGCAGAUGAGUGUGGAUUUCAGAAGAACCAGAGCAGAGUUAACAUGCACAGUAAGAUGUGCUGCCGCAGCAAAACGCACACGCACACAAACAGCACUUUGACACAGCUUUAAAAGCUUUAUCCCAGAUUCUCUGGACAUUUACAAGCACACACACGCACAGAAACACAGCAAUCACAGUCUGGAUCCAAAAAAGAAAGUGACACAACAGGGACACGCAAGUGUUUCAUUUACAUCUGAGGUCCAACGGCUUCCUAUAGUAUGAGGUGAGACUCUUGAACACUUGUUCUGCUCCAGGGAAAUCUGACUCCUUUUUUUUGUUUUCUCAUCUUUCACCACUGGACCAGUCACACACUUUAUAUGAAGAUGAGACUCCGUUGCUGAAUUCGCCCGCAUCUCGCAGAGCAGAUAAUGGCCUCGUUAGGCUGCAGCCAGAAUUUACAAAAUUCUGCAUCACUGAAUUUCUUGCUGAGACACACUUUUUUUCACUGUUUUGCAUUUCCCUAGUUGAAAAAAGGAAAUAAAUUAUACAUUAGGGUUUCGCAUUUUUCCUAAAAGGAAUAGUUCAGGUAUUUUAUGAGUCGGUUUGUGUUACCUUGGGAAUGUGAAUACUGCUUUAUCACAGUAUUUAAAAAAUCUACAGAGAAAAUCAGUGAGUUUAUGUCGCACCACAUUUUAACUUGGUGCUGGUUAUCAUGUAAAAUACUAGUAAUAAUAAUAGAGAAAUCUGAGAUAUUGGCUCACAGCUACUGGCCCACUGCUGUCUCUUGUGGUCAGUGUGUGUAACUGAAGGAAUUCAUUAAUUGAAUGUCACUGAUUUGCUUUUAUGGACUUGGUGAUAGUUGUCGUGUUCAAACUAAUAUACAGUAGUAAAAGUACUAUUGUUCUAAGUAGAUUUCACUGUGGUUUUUGUGUUUUUGUUCUGACAAUAUGAGACAAUAUUAUUUCCAGUUAACAACCAGCUUUAGUAUGUUUCUUAUCACCAAACACAUAAUGGCAGAGGGUUAACAACUGUAUGACAAAAAGGCCAAGGGCUUUUACAAGGAGGACAAGAUUAGGAACCAAUGCUGAGCCAGUGUGUCCUGUCACAAAGAUAAAGAAAGGGAAGAUGCUCUUAUGUGUUUCAACACGGCUGUGACAGCCACUCAGUUCACCGGCAUCACGGCUGCAUCCAACCUCCAAGCAACUCUGCCCUCUCAGGUGUGGCAGCAACCAGUGAAUGAGGCUACAGUGAGUGGUUACAGGAGGAGCAGAGCAGCAGUCAGAGAGUCACUGAAGAGAACAAACACUGCAGGGCUUCAGAACCGAUGAACAGAACCCAUGAUCAGAACAGAAUCCAAUUAUAAGACCCCGCUCACCCUCGGCCCCCCAGGGUGAGGGUAUCCAUGAAGAUUGGAUGUUUCCUUGCACAUUAAGGACAUGGAUUAAAUCAGGAAGGUUUCUGGGCACAAAACACACUCACACACUUCUUCGUCUUUGGGCUGUUGCCUUCAGGGAACACCACCACAGCAGAUCAUCUGCCUCCAUCUCACACAAUCCCCGGCCUCCUCUGCUUUUACACCAACAAUCUCCGUGCCCUCUUUCACCAUAUCCACAAAUCUCUACGGUCUUCCUUUUCUCUUCUUGCUUGGCAGUUCCAAAUCUAACACCUCUGUCUGAUAUAUGGACCCUCUCUCCUCAGUAAAUGUCCAUACCCUCUCCACCUCAGCUCUCUGACUCCAUGUCCAAACUGCUCAGACAGUGUCUUUAAACCAUACAUCAUAGUAGGUCUCACUACUCUCUCGUAAAAAUAUUCCCCUCAACUUUGCUGCUAUUCUCCUGUCGCAAAUCACUCCUGACAGUCGUCCCCAGUCGUUCCACUCUGCCUGCACCACUGGUUCUCCACCUCUGUUGUGCACUGUCCAUUACUCUGGAUGGUUGACCCUAGUUAUUUAAACUACCAAUCACACACACUCACACUACAUGAAGAGUUCUCACGGUAUGUCAAAAUAAUGAUGCAAGCUCCUGACCCUGGUGUAACCUCCCUCUGCUGUACUGCUGACAUUCAGUGGUACGGUGGAAACUGUCUGUCUUGCUGACAUUUCUGUUAAUUUUGUUUCCACUGGUGUCAUCAUUAUUCACCACCUUCUUAAAAAGUCACUGGACCUAAGAGCCUGGCCACGUCUGUACCUUUCUAUUUAACUGACAGAAAAACACUGUUUGUAUGUUGAGGUUUUUAAGCUUUUUUAUGGAGAGCUAAAGUUUUAUUUUUUCCUGCUAGAAGAUCAGCGCUCUCCGUGGUGCUGAAGUCCUUGAACAUCAACCCAGCUGUGUGCUGUCCGUGCGCCUACCUCCGAUGUCUGGCCUCAGGGUCUUGUCAUACUCCUUGAGCAGGUUGUUCAGGAUGUUCGUGGCAUCCUCCUGGUGAGACCUGGGCACCAACAUCUGGUUGACGGUGACGUCAUGGUGGUCUUCCUCAUCCUCGCCAUAAUCCAAAAGGUCAGAGCUGAAAAGACGGGAACGUUUAGAUCAGAAGUGGAAUUUGUUUGAUUACAAAGGAACAAUGAAGGAUUUUUUUCUUUUUUACUUUUUCUCUCCUUCCUUUCUUCUUUUUUCCCAUUUCUACUUACCUUGUUUUACUAAGCCUUGCUUCCUUCUUUAUUACUUUACUCAUUUGUUUCACUACCUAGUCACCAAGGUCUCCUUUAUACAUUUGUUUCCUCCUUCUGUUUAUCUUACGGAUACGGACCAAACUAUUAUUGUACUUCCUUAUUCCUUCUAUCCUCCCUUCUUUCCUUGCUUCCUUUCCUCCCUCCCUCCCUCCUUUCUUGCUUUAUUCUUUCAUUCUUGACUCCUGACUUCUUUUCUUUUCCUUUCCCUCCCCCACCUUGUUGUUUUCCUCGUAGUCCUUUUGCUCCUCCUUAAAUUUAGCUUUUCUCCUUUUCCUCACCCUUGCUGUUUUUCCUCUCCUUUUUCUUCCUUUCGUCCUAACUUCCUUUGUGUCCAUUCCAUUCUACCCUCCUUAGUCUCAUUCCUUUUCUUUUUUCCUUGUCUCCUCUCUCCUACCUUUCUCCCUUCCAUCCUACCUUCCUUCCUUCCCAACUAGUUCUUGUAAAUCCAUUCAGUGCAUUUGUACAUUUUACACAAAUGAUAACGACCAGUAGGAUGACAUAAACAUGUCCGUGUGUUCGCGCACACGCAACAAAAGGUUUUGUAGAAGAAAACCUUCAUCGUCAUCUUCCUCAUCAUCACCAGCAUCAAAGUUAAAGCGGUAACUUUUGCAGCUUCGGAAACAAACAUCUGUUCAGAUUUGGUUUCAUUUCUGUGUUUGAUGUGAAAGAGGAAACUCACCGAGCUGCCUGAUGCAGCAGCAGCAGAGUGAAGCUCAUCAACACCAACUCCGCUGUCAUUUUAUCCACGCGUGGAUCAGCGGAUCACCGGAGUCCGUCCGCACGGUCGGUGUCAGGAUCAACCUCAGGAUCACUUCAGUCCAGCACCACAGAAGGUUUGAUGAUUAAAGAAGAAGAGCGGAAAAACAUCAACCCUGGAUCAGAACUUCCCUCAUCUGCCCACGCACUUUCUUCUUCGUGUCAUAGAGCCUCGACAAUCCCGCACCGCACUCAAGGAGGACGGAAGAAAGAGAGGAGAGGAGAGGAGGAUGUUGGAGGUGUGAGGAGGCUCCUCAGGGCUGGGAGGAACCCGCUGAUCAAUCAGAGGGAUCCGCUCCAGCAGCAGAGAAGAGACCAGGUCCGGGUCCAGACGACUGCGUAGGCAGGAGGAUGAGGAGGAGGAGAAGAAAGAGGAGGAGGACUGAUGUGGCUGCUGAUGCUGCUGGAGGAGAAGAAGGAGGAGGUGCUGCUGCUGCUGCUGCUGCUGCUGAUGAUCCACCUCAGAAGAUGAUGGUGUGUUUUAUGAAGCAGACACUCAUUCACAUCCACUCACCUGUGGUCUCAGAGCUGCUGCUGAUUCGUUAAAGACAUAAACAAACUUGAGUCAGAUUUGAGUUUUUAUCCGUGACGUCAUCCCUGCCAUCAUUUACUUCAUCUGUUUAACAGCCCUCCAGCAGGAAACCUUCGUGGUUUUCACUCAAGGAAUCACAUUCUAGAAUUAAGAACAGGAAAAAGUACGGCUGUGGCUAUAGAAGUCAGCCAACAGGGGGCGACUCUGUUGCUUACGCGAAAGAAUAUGUGGCUACUAAGGAUACGCCGGAGAUAUUCUUUGACAUUAGAAAUGUAUGUUUGGUCACGUUUUAUAGCUGGUCAUCUCAGUCGAGGCCUAGUGUUAAGACAAUCAUAGGUUCGAAUCCCGCCCUGGCUGCAGUAUGUGGAGCAUGCACACAAACCUGCCCCUAACAGCGCCACUUACAUUGCAGAGGACAAAUGCCGUAGUGUAUGUAUGUGUAUAUAUGAUUAGAUUAUUUUUCUAUGUCUCCCCUUCUUCUUCUUCUUCUUCUUCUUCUUUGUCAUCGAGUGUCCUUCACCGAUGUCUUCACCAAGAAGUCAGUGAUUGGACGUCUCAGACACAAAUGGUCUCUUCAUCUUCCAUAAAUUCUGUUAUUUAAGAGCCUUUUUUCAGAUCUCAAAGGCACAAACUGACCACGAGAGGCAGCACUGUGUCAUCAGUGGCUGAGGCACUGUAAGCUAAAAUAAUUGGUUUUCUCCAUAAACUUUGUUGAAGUAAAUGGUUUAUACUUCCAUUUGACCUGGAGAACUCUGAGGUAUCACUACUCUUUAUGAACCGAGCUCCUUCUUUACCAGUGCUUACCAGUCCACAGAGAAAGACAGUGGUUGGCAUCAGCAGUGGCUACAGUAACCAACAGCUGAACCAAUGAAGUCAAAUCCACAGUGGCAGGCGUUUAGUUUAAUUGCUGCUACUGUUUUAGUUUGUUAGAUUGGUGUGAUCAUUUAUUCAUUUAUUUAACGGCCUCACUAUUGUUGUUCAGCUCAUAGACUCACAGGCUCUAGGUCCGAGUCUGCACUGCCCUCUAGUGGAUGUAAACUAACUACAGAGUGGCGCCACACUUUCCCUAUAUUAAUCAUGGUAUAAAUUUGGAGAAGCAGACAUGAAAUAAAACAGUCACCAGGAAAACGACAGAAGAGGUGAGUUUUUCUUUUAAAUUCAUUCCUAUUAGGUUUUAGGUUGUUUUUUAAACUUUUUAAAGUUGUCUGUGCGUUUAAUGCAGAAAGUAUUAUUUUUUCAUUACUUAUUCAGAGGUGGAAAAAUACUUGCAAUCAACCCCCUUGUUUUGAGUUUUUUGCCAGUUCAGUUUUUGCUCUAGUCCUCCAUGUCUGCACCAUGGCAAAAAAAAAAAAACAAAACAAAAAACAUUUUUUUUGUGUGUAAAUAAAAUAAUUAAGGUCAGAAAAACCUUGAAGUAGCAGCCAACAUCGUCUUUAUUUACACGUUUUAAUUUUACACAAAGCCAUUCAGUGCCGUUUAGUUUUCAGAGACUCUGCUGCCAGCAGGGGGCGACAGAGCAACAGUGCACAUUGUUCCUUAACGUCCCCUUGAUUAAAAAGGCGAUUCUUCUGCUGGAAGCCUGGCUCCUCUUUAGGUCCUGAGUUAUUUUUCGAUUUUUUUCUUCUUUUUUUUUUCAUCA